UAGUGUGAUUCGUUUGUGUAGGAUAGAUUUGGGGCUCAGAACUUCGGUGCUCGAGGACCUUCCUAUUUAUAUUAGAGGUUUUGACCUUUGGUAGAGUUUUUGAGUGCGUGCACACAAAAACUCUGUGUUUAAAGAAACAUUAACAGCAGACAUUCAAACAAGUUUGCCAGCCUUAACAAUGGCUGCAUCCCUUCUAUUUAUACGGUCGCGAAUCUCCCUUGUACUUCCUUUCUCGCCGAUGCCCAAUUUUAUAGCAUUCAACUCAACAAUUUCAAAUUUAACUUUCUCCACUGCUUGUGCUUCGCCACCUAAGCGAAUCGGCACUCAUAACGGCACCUUCCACUGCGACGAAGCCCUAGGAUGCUUUAUGAUUGGCCUCACGUCAAAGUUCCACGGAGCCCAAAUCAUUCGAACUAGAAACCUUCAGGUUUUGGAUACGCUUGACGCGGUGCUUGAUGUUGGGGGAGUAUAUGAUCCGAGAACCGAUCGGUUUGAUCAUCAUCAGAAAGGAUUCGAUGAAAUACUUGGUAAUGGAUUUACCACUAAGCUAAGUAGUGCUGGCCUUGUGUAUAAGCAUUAUGGGAUUGAGAUAAUUGCAAAGGCAAUUCAGCUGGAUGAAGGUCAUCCUGACGUUCAUAGCCUGUUUUCAGCUGUUUACAGGAAUUUUGUAGAGGCAGUUGAUGCUAUUGACAAUGGAAUCAAUCAGUAUGAGACAAAUCAGCCUCCCAGAUAUGUGAACAACACAACUCUUUCCUCCAGAAUCUCCAGAUUGAAUUUGAACUGGUAUGAAGCAGAUCAAUCACCUGAGAAAGAAGACCAAGCAUUUCAACAUGCAAUGAAUUUGGCCGGGAGUGAAUUUAUGGAUUGUAUCCACUUUCAUGCAAAAUCAUGGUUGCCAGCAAGAUCGGUUGUAAUGGAAUGUCUUGCAACAAGAAAGAACAUUGAUUCCAGUGGAGAAAUCAUGUUACUGACCAUGUCUUGCCCUUGGAAGCUUCACAUAUUUGAGCUUGAGGUGGAAAUGAAGAUUGAUCCUGUCUUGAAAUACGUUAUUUAUCAGGAUGAGAGGAACAAUAAGUGGAGAGUGCAGGCAGUAGCAGUGUCACCAGAUAAAUUUGAAAGCAGGAAGGCUCUUCCAUCUCAUUGGAGGGGUUUAACAGAUGAUCAUCUUUCUCAAGUGACAGGAAUAUCUGGUUGUGUGUUUGUACAUUCAAGUGGAUUUAUUGGUGGAAACAAGACUUAUGAGGGUGCACUAGCUAUGGCAAGAGCUUCUUUAUUGGCUUAAGCAAAAAAAAAGGUGUUUAUUCUUCUGGAUUUUGAAGUAUAUCACAAGGUUGCGUGGAUUUGUGCUUAAAUGUGAAAUACAAAAAUACGCGAAAGAUAGAAUACGCAAAGACGUAAAAUAGCCGCAUAUUUGGUCGUUUGAAGACAAAACAAAUUAGGGCUAAAAAAUGUCAAGACUUCAAAACCUCAAGGGACUAUUAUGGAAAUUCAAUUAUCUUAAUUGAAUCAGAGAAGCAAAAAGAAACCCACACAUCCUAUGCAAAGAAAAAAACCCAUGUAUCUUUUCCCUACUACAACUUGCACUUCACACCUACAACUUCAAACCAACUCAAAAUUAAGUGCAAUAGAUAUUUUUCUUUUGUAUACA
Lactuca sativa (garden lettuce) is the source of this 1648-nucleotide messenger RNA. RefSeq lists its product as uncharacterized. NCBI's taxonomy places the organism in Eukaryota, Viridiplantae, Streptophyta, Magnoliopsida, Asterales, Asteraceae. Gene Ontology annotation, cellular component: nucleus; cytoplasm. The record is from RefSeq and is a predicted model, not a curated record.